AUGGAGAAAUGUCGAUCAAACGCCAACCAGUUACCUUCUCCGGCUAAUGGAGACCUCAUUACCAUCCUCAGUAUUGACGGUGGAGGGAUCAGAGGAAUCAUUCCUGCGACUAUCCUCGCCGCCUUGGAGUCGGAACUUCAGGUAUGAAGCUACCGCAGGAAGAAAUCUACAGAAGAUACCAUGUAUCCUCGUCUCUGGUUUCCUCUUCGUAGCACUUGAAAAGACGUAUCAACGUGGACUGUUCAAACAGGUUGACAAAUCCAGCGUCCCAAGAGGCAGAUGGGACUUACCCUUUUUCAUGCAGAUUUGACCAAACCCAUGGAUUCAGAAUACCAUGACCUUGAGAGGGUGUGUUGAGCGCUAUUCCUCUCUCUCUCUCUCUCUCUCUCUCCUAAUUUCCUCAGGCUGUUCCUCUCUUCGCAUUUUCUAUCUACUCAAUCGACGGGCAUCGUCCUAUUUUAUUUCAGAGCCCUUCUCUAAUACACUUGAUUAAUCUCCUGAUAGACUUGAUUAAUCCCUUCUCUAAUAUUUUCCAGCUCUACAGGACCAACAAUCUUGAGUAAUUAUUUCAGAGCCCUAAAAAGCAAUCCCUCGCUUUCCAUACAUCAAAACCGUUAUUUCUUUCCGUAGUGUACUUGAAACCUUCUUCAGUUUGACUUAGAUAGUAUGUUUUUCUUCGACACGGGCAGAUUUUGGACGGGAAGAAGGCGAGGCUGGCAGAUUACUUCGAUGUGAUAGCGGGAACCGGCACCGGAGGAAUUAUAGCUGCCAUGCUAGCUGCACCGGACGAAGAGAACCGUCCUCUCUUUACCGCAAGUGACGUCAGGUCGUUCCUUCUCGACAAAGGCCGCGCGAUCUUCAGCAAGAGCUGGUGAGGAUGAUGAUAUCUACAUCUGUAUCCAUCUUUUAUCGACGUCUAUAUCAAUAUAUAUGGGUGUUUAUUAGUACCUUCUCAGUUGCUUACUUUCAUUCACUAUCUCCUUACUUUCAGUAGUAAAUUAGCGUCCGUCGCAAAGGGUUUCGGAGCUCUAUGGGGACCGAAAUACCGCGGAGACUCCAUCUGCAGACUUCUCAGAGAGAAGUUUGGAUCCUUGAGGUUGCGCCAUAUGUUGACCAAUGUCGUCAUUCCAACAUUCGAUAUCAAGACCCUUCGCGCUACCAUUUUCUCAUCCUUUGAGGUAUGCUCUUUGCUCCAGUCAUCAUCUAUUUUGUCCAUGUUUCUCCCUCUGUCGUACGGGAAUCACGGCUUGCCUCGAGCAGGCGUCAGCCUGCACAUAUUCUCAUGACACCAUCCAUUGUAGAUAAAAAAUUAAGUGCCUACCACCUACCUACAUACCGAACCACUGGUCCAUGCAUCUCUCGAUCUAUCUUUCUAUUUAUCCAUAUUUCUACUAUCCAUAUAUAAAUCUUCGCGCAUACACAUGAAGCAAUUUUUUUACCCGUUUGUAUUAUACCUUAAACCAUAUAAAAGUAUCGAAUAAUCAUGGGUGAAAGGGAAGUCUUAAAAUUCCCAUGUACGGUAAUCGGAGGUUCAAUCCCCGCAUUGACAUUCUGAGAUGCGAAUCUGCUGACUGAUGCGGGUGCACCUAAAUUUUAGGUCGGUAUGUAUAUAUAUAUAUAUAUAUACAUACCGACGUCAAAAGAAGUAUUUCAUUGUCAUGCAUAAGAGUGUGAAGGUUGGUGAGAUCGUGCUAUCUGCCGUUCAGUUCGUUAGAACGGUAGGCAAAGCGGUUGCAUCUUCUGGCUGUCAUUUGACUUUUAAGUCAAGCUGAAUCAAUGUGGUGAUUUUGCAGGUGAAGAGCAAUAGCUCCAUGGACGCUCUCCUCUCCGACAUCAGCAUCGGUACGACAGCAGCGCCAACCUACCUUCCCCCUCAUUACUUCGAAACCAAGGAUUCCGAGGGCAAGGUCAAGGAAUUCAACCUCAUUGACGGCGGAGUUGCUGCCAAUAAUCCAGUAAUAAGCCUGAACCCUUAUAGUAUAUCUUCUUUAGAUCUCUCUCUCUCUCUCUCUCUCUCUCUCUCUCUCUCUCUCUCUUUCUGUCCUUCUCAUACAUGACCUUAACCUCAGGCGCUCAUAGCGAUUGGAGAGGUGUCGAAGGAGGUACACAAGAGGAACCCGAAAUAUUUACCUCACAAACCCAUGGACUGCCGCAAGAUCCUGCUCAUUUCGCUGGGCACAGGGGGGGCGAAGGUCGAGAAGAGGUACAGCGCCCGGCUCGCGAGGAGAUGGGGGGUUCUUGGAUGGCUGCUCAAUGGAGGGUCCACUCCCCUCGUUGAGAUCUUCACUCAAUCAAGCGCCGAUAUGGUGGACAUCCACCUGUCCGUCGUGUUCCAAGCCCUCCGUUCUGAAUCCAACUAUCUUCGUAUUGAGGUGCGUGAAGCAUUCUGAAAACGACAUUAACAGGUCUCGUUAUCAUGGCCUGUCAACUGGCAUGUCAAUAACAUAACUCGUUCGAACACACAGGAUGAUACGUUGAUGGGGAAUGUAGCCAGUGCGGACAUCUCUACCGAAGAGAACCUAGAGAAUCUGGUCCGGGCUGGGGAGGAGCUACUGAAGAAGCCUGUUUCAAGAGUAAAUCUGGACACAGGAGUAUAUGAACCUGUUGGGAAUGGAGAAGGAACCAAUGAAGAAGCCCUUACAAGGUGAGAUCAAUCCCUCAACGAAAAAGGUUCCAGUACUUCUCAGCGUGUUUUUCAAGAUUUCUGAUCGUUUUUCAUUUUCACGAUGUAGAUUUGCAAAGCUGCUCUCUGAUGAAAGGAAGAUUCGCCAAUUGAGGCCUUUAUAG
Molecule: messenger RNA, 2787 nt
Organism: Spirodela intermedia
Lineage: Eukaryota; Viridiplantae; Streptophyta; Magnoliopsida; Alismatales; Araceae
Source: the annotation of a GenBank genome assembly